GAAUUUGUCAGCCUAAGGGCAAGUGCAACCGUUUUGAUGGAGUAUGCAAGAGUUCUUGCGAUGGAACAGAGCGAGAAAUAACGAGAGGAUGUAAGAAGAAAUGUAGUUGUUGUGCCCCGAAGUGUACACAAAAUGGGUGCCAAGGUCAAUGCGUUAGCAAAAGGAAAGAAUGCAACGGGAACUUCAUCAAAAAUGGCUGUGGCGGAUUUAAAUGCCAUUGCUGCACUUCGGGUGGUAAGUUGUGUAACAUGCCAAAGUAAAAACUGUGUUAACUAAAAAAAGGUAAGUUUUUUCUGUUUAUGUACAUCAUCCAGAUCCUAGUCUUUAAAAAAAAAAAAACAGUAAGUAUCUGAAAAUAAGCUGAAGUAGCUUGCAAUUUCUCUAAAGCUAACCAGACCCAAAUGAUAUUCACUGCAUCAAGCCUCUGUUAAGAAGGGUGGGUAAUUAGGCAGGAAGAUGGCUGAGAAUCUUUGCAGAAAAAUGUUUACUUUGUGCACUCCAAGCAAGUCAGAAGUGAGCCCUACAUGGUAGAGGAGAAACCAAGUACAGCUGCGACCAACUCCACAACAGUUAGACUAACUUCAGCCACCUACUUUGAGUUCAACUUCAGCAUUUCUUUUACUAAUCCUCUAGACUACAAACAAACAAGUUAACAUCUGUGACAAUAAAAUUAAUUGAUUAAAAUUUA
Penaeus vannamei (Pacific white shrimp) is the source of this 688-nucleotide messenger RNA. Lineage: Eukaryota; Metazoa; Arthropoda; Malacostraca; Decapoda; Penaeidae. The record is from RefSeq and is a predicted model, not a curated record.